Messenger RNA from Leptosia nina, 3645 nucleotides. NCBI's taxonomy places the organism in Eukaryota, Metazoa, Arthropoda, Insecta, Lepidoptera, Pieridae. The record is from the annotation of a GenBank genome assembly.
AUGGCCGACCCGUGGAUGAUACAGCCUCACGAACAUAUAAAAUUUGGUGAGCUGUUUAGAAGUACUGGCCCUGUGAAUGGAGUCCUCACAGGAGAAGUGGCCAAACGGUUCAUGUUGCAGUCACGACUUCCCCCACCUGUCUUGGGUCAAAUUUGGACAUUAGCCGACACUAAUGCUGAUGGUAAACUGGAUCUCAAGGAGUUUUCCAUAGCUUGUAAGAUUAUUAAUUUGAAACUGCGUGGUAUUGAAAUACCAGAAACUCUUCCGCCAUCCCUGCUGGCUUCGCUGAGUCCCACUGGUCCGAAACAGAACUUUCCACCACCAAAACCCCCAAUCCCCCCCAUGCCCUCUGCAAUGUCUCAACCCCUCAUCUCCGGACUCCCUUCGCAGUCACUUCUUGGUGAUCUAGCUCAGUCAAGCGCUAAACCUACAGUACCCGAUCUCAUCUCCGGAGUGAAACCUACUCCACCGCUAAUACCGCCGCAGCCAAUAGUAAACCAACCGCUGGUCGGUAUGGUACCGAUGCCAAACCAAUUACAUCAAUCCUCGCAACCACUCAUGGGUCAAUCCUUGAUGGAUUCCAAUCAGCCUUUGAUCAAUUCUGCUCCUAUUAUGAGCCAAAUGCCACCAUCUUCCCAAGGACCUCAACUCAUGAGUGCCGUACCGCCCAUGGGCAGUCAACCAGUGGUAACCAUGGGCAUGGGGAUUGAACCAAUCACAAAUCAGUCCAUGGGUGUUCAACCUAUGGGUGUUUUACCAAUGUCAAGCCAGGCUAUGGGAAUUUCAACUAUGAGUCAGCCUGUAGGAAUUCCAAUUAUGAGCAGUCAGCCCAUGGGAGUACUGCCAAUGACAUCUCAACCUAUGGCCAUUCCACCGCUGGCCAAUCAAUCAACUGCGCCCAUGACAAAUCAGCCCAUGGGCGCUCAACCAAUGACAAGUCCGCCAAUAGGGGUCCAACCGAUGACGAGCCCACCAAAGCCGCAACCACCUCUCCCCACUGGUACGACUGUGAGUUCUUCCUUCAGUCCUCCGAAGAGUGGUACGCCGACGACUGCAGGGUCGAUGCCUGGCGCACCCAUUACAUCGACGCCGAUUACUGCUAUAAGACGCGAAUCGUUGGGAUCGAAACCAGCAUCAGGAGUUACGAGUCCCACGGAUCUGCCCAUGGGCGUGAUGAGCCCGCAGCAAGUCGACUGGAACAUUCCGCAACCGCAGAAAUUAAAAUAUACUCAACUUUUUAACGCAACUGACCGAGCGAAGGCUGGUGCCGUUUCGGGGGCGCAGGCGCGCGCCAUCAUGUUGCAGUCACGUCUCCCGCAGCAGACUCUUGCGCUGAUUUGGGCACUUGCAGACUUGGAUUGUGAUGGGAAACUUGGAUGCGAAGAGUUCGUCUUAGCUAUGUACCUCUGCGAAAGGGCAACCCAGGGCGAAGCCCCACCAGAGAAGCUCCCCCCAGAGUUAAUCCCGCCCACUUUUAGACGAGACUCCGUAACGAGUAAUUCGAGCGCCGGGAAAUCUUACGAGGAGAGAAGACAAGAAAACUUAGCGCGAGGCCAAGCGGAGUUAGAGAGAAGAAGGUCCCAAUUGGCUGAUGUGCAAAUGAAGGAGAAGGCUGAAAGAGAAAGAAAGGAGAGAGAAGAAGCGGAGAAAAAAGAGAAGUUGAGACUUGAAGCGCAGAAGAAGGAACAAGAAGAGUUGCAGCGGAAGCAGAAAGAAGAACAGGAGAAGCGCGAGGCGGCCCGCAAAGAAAUGGAGAGACAGUGUCAGCUGGAAUGGGAGAAGAAAAGAACUCGGGAACUGGAGACGAUGCGUACAGAGGAGCAGACGAAAGUGCUGAGCCUCAAGGCGCAGAGCCAAGCCUUGACGGCGGAACUGAGUUCCGUCAAUCUGAAGGCGGGCAAUUUGGCUAAGGACAUACGGGAGACCAGAACCGCCGUAGCCACGGCCAAGUGCACUAUUGACUCUAUGAGAUCGGAUCGCGACGCAAAUAUGUCCGAGAUGCAGCAAUUAAAGGCUCGAGUGAAGGAGCUAAACGCGAAACAGAUAGCUCUUAACAAGGAGAAGGCUGACCUAGAUGCCAAGGCGAAGGCGUCAGAGGGCGCUGGCGACGACGGAAAACUGAGCAUGAUGGAAGUGACGUUGAAACAACUCAGAGAUAAGGUGGAAGCGGCCAAGGCGAUCGUGGAAGCGAAGAAAUCUGACCUGGACAGCAAUCAGCAGCAGUUGGCCGACGUGACAGCGCGAGUGGACGAGCUGAUAAACAAGUGCGGACAGGUGUGGCAGUUAUACGAGGAGAAGAAGCAGAAGUACGAAGCCGAGAGGAGCACAGCGCCGGCUGAUAGCGCCGACGCGUGGGGACCGUCAGACGACGCUUGGGCCUCCGCCCCGACUACGGCUGACUGGGGCGACGCUCCAGCAACCACAGCUGUAGAUAACGUGACGUCAUCGUCCACGCCAAGAUGGCGGUGCGUGUACGAAUUUGCGGCACGAACAGUGGACGAGUUGAGCUUGCAGCCCGGCGAUUUGGUCUUCGAAGCUGACGCACCACGAGGGGAUGCUGAACCAGGCUGGCGGUGGGGCUCUGCUAGAGGUCAAUCCGGGUGGUUCCCUGAGUCCUAUGUAGAGGAUAUGACGGCGGCGCCAUCUUACGAACAAGUUGAACCUAUAGAGACCAAGACACAAUUGGAGGGCAUAGCCGAAGUGCCGGAACCGGAGGUAGCCAGCGAUUUGGGCGGAGCCAUGCCACCAGUUGAAGGCGGAGACUUCUACAUAGCGGCGUACCCUUACGCAUCGACGGAACCCGGUGACCUGGUCUUCGAAGCCGGCGAAAGGAUCGAGGUGGUAAGGCGUGACGGUGACUGGUGGACGGGCAGGAUCGGAAUACGAACUGGUAUUUUCCCAUCGAACUACGUAACGAAAGACAGUACAACCGGCGACGUGAUGUCGAGUAUACCGGAGACGAGGGAACCGGAACCAGAACCACAGCAACAGCAACCGCAGCCGGAGCAGCAGCAGCAGCAGCAGCCGCCUGAACAGUUCGUGGAACCGAUUACAGAAUUACAGCAAGAACAAAAAUCCUCGACCCCCAUAUCGUCAGAGGUCGCCAAUAUAACGGAGUCUAGCGGAGCACAGGGCGGGCCGAGACCCGCCUCCGCCGCGCGUCGCACCUCCGAAUCCGGCCGCGACUCGGUCACAGGCAGGCGCAAGCACGAAGUUGCGCAAGCGCUCGCUAACUACACGGCAACUAGCCCCGAACAACUCUCACUCAUGAAGGGACAGCUAUUGAUAGUCAGGAAGAAGGCGGACAGCGGGUGGUGGGAGGGGGAGCUACAGGCGAAGGGGAGGAAUAGGCAGAGCGGUUGGUUCCCCGCCAGUUACGUUAAGAUUCUACAGUCGAGCGGUCGUACCUCUGGUCGUACGACACCGGUGUCAUCAAAGAUGGACGCAAUGCCCUCCGAAACAGUUAUAGACAAGGUGAUAGCGCUGUACCCUUACACUGCUCAAAAUGCUGACGAAUUGAGUUUCGAGAAGGACGACAUUAUAGCUGUGACUGACCGAAGCCAGGACCCAGCUUGGUGGCAAGGUGAACUUCGUGGUAUGACUGGAUUAUUCCCGAGCAAUUACGUCACGAAAUUAGUCAACUAA